CUCGCCAGAGGGGGAACCGGGACGGAGCGGAGCGGCACCGAGCGAAGCACGCUGAAGUGGUGUGAGUGCUAGCGAGUCAGUCGCAGACUGGAGUGCCCUGUGAGAGCAGGGGACGGACCGACAACACCAACUGGCAUAACCAAUCGCUCGUGCGCUCGACGCUUCGCCGUCUGUCUGUCUGUCCGAAUGUCCGUCCCGUCGUCGUUCGUUAUUCAUUUCUCUCGUUAUUCUUAUUAUUAUCAUACACGACGUUACGGCGGACACGCGUUUUCGGUCCUCCUUCUGCAACGCGACGCGAAAAUAUUUCAAUUAUUCAAUCAACUUACGUGAAACGUAAUUUAUCGACACAUAUAUAUAGAGAAAGAGAGAGAGAAAAUUCCUAGUAUAACAGUGUGAGAAAGAAACAGAAACAGGAAGAGGGAGAGAGAGAAGAGAGAGACAGACAGAGACAGAGAAUGCUCUCUCCAGUGGACACUUCACAGCCUAACGGCAGGACGCCCUGAUGGCUGGACCAUCAUCAUCCUCGUUACUCAUUCGUCACGUCACGAGGACAACGGCAACAAAAGCAACAGCAAGAAAACCAACGACAACAACAUCAACAUCAACAUCAACAACAACAACAACGACGUCGACGACGACGACAUCGACGACGACGACGACGACGACGACGUCGACGACGACGACGACGACGAUUACGACUACGAAGAAACGAGCGCAGAGACCUAGUGAUCGAGUGCAGUGCAGAUCGGAGUGAUUGGGCACGGUGCAAUUGUGACUCGCGAUCUAUCAUAUCGUUUCACGUGCCCGUGAGAAAAAGGGAUUCUUCAGCGGUUGGGAAAAGGAGGCGGGAGUUUCCUCUUCUUUUUUUUUUUUUGUUUUUUUUCUUCUCUCUCUGGGAGGUUCCUCCUUCAAAAACACACAGAGAGUACACACACAUACGAACAAGAACAACAACAACAACAACAACAACAACAACAACGUGUGCUAUCCGCGAUCGAGAGAUACCAGCUCCGAUGUCGGCCUACGCUCAAUUCGGAUAUUCCUAUCCGUCGGCUUCCCAGCUGCUAGUGAGCGGCGGGCAGCCGACGACGGCGACUUCGCCAGCAAUGUCGUCAGGUGGGGCCUUAAGUCCCGGUGCCCUUUCACCCUCGUCGACGGCGACAACGACGACGGGGGCUGGGGGAGGAACUGGUACUUCCGGUGGCGCUACAACCCCUGUUGCUGCCACGACAGGACCUGGAUGCUGUGAAAAUGGGAGGCCUAUGAUGACUGACCCAGUAACUGGUCAAACAGUUUGCAGUUGUCAAUACGAUAGUGCCGCGAGAUUAGCAUUAGGGGCUUAUCCAAGAUUGGCACCAACUGCUACCUCAUAUUCCUCUUACCCUACACCAACACCUUCUACUACCGAUCAGGCUCCUUACCCUAGUAUCGGUAUGGACAGUUCUGCCUUCUAUUCACCUUUGGGAAAUCCGUACGGUCUGAAGGACGCUACGGGGAUGGGGAUGACGGCGGAUAUGGGUGCUGCAUGGGGUACGGCCGCUCUUCAACCUGCUGCCACGGGUUACUACCCUUACGAUCCGACCCUGGCCGCCUACGGAUAUGGUGCGGGCUACGAUCUCGCGGCACGACGAAAGAACGCGACGAGGGAAUCGACGGCGACCUUGAAAGCCUGGCUGAACGAGCACAAAAAAAAUCCUUACCCAACUAAGGGCGAGAAAAUCAUGCUUGCCAUUAUUACUAAGAUGACAUUGACGCAAGUAUCAACGUGGUUUGCGAAUGCACGAAGACGUUUAAAGAAAGAAAAUAAAAUGACUUGGGAACCGAAAAAUAAGACCGACGACGAUGACGACGCGGUACUUACGGAUUCGGAGGAUAACAAGGAAAAAGACGAUCUUGCGAAUGAUAAUCGUGGCGACAGGGUCGGCGAGGACGCGAGGAGAGGUCUCGACGAUAACGAGCCCAUGAGACACGUCAAGGCCGAACACAUGCAACACGAGAAAGACCUCGACGACGAGGAUGAUCUCGACUUGGAAGAGGAUCCACGUGGCCGUGGUGAACUUCCCUUUCAUCAUACCAUGCAACACCAUCAUCAUCAUCACCAAGGUUAUGCGACGGACGAACAUUUGAAGGACGAAGGUAUAAAAACGGACUGCAGCGGCGGUGGCGUACCGAUACCAGCGACGAAACCAAAAAUCUGGUCAUUGGCGGAUACGGCUGCUUGCAAGACUCCACCACCGCCCUCUCAUCCUCAUCAUCAGCAGUAUCAUCAUCUGCAUCAUCAACAACAUUACGCUCAGCAACAACAUCACCUUGGCAAUCAAGUACACCAUCAUCACUCGCAACAACCUUGGUUAGGAUCUGCUGGUGGUGGUGGCGGUGGUGGUGGUGGCGGUGGUGGUGGUAGUGGAGGUGGUGCUGGCGGUGCUGGAGGUGGUAGUUUGAGUACAUCCUUCGCGUUACCUUCGUCGGCCUCCAUGAGUCCUUCGGCGGCAGCGACCGCACCUUAUUCCAGUGCUGCCGCACGAUACGGCGGUUUCCUAUCGUCCUCAUCCGGUGGACAACUUCAUUACAAUCCAAAUUCCUCGUCUGGUUCAACAUCCUCCGCAUCCUCGUCAGCUGCGGCGGGGUUUCCAGAAGUUGGUACGGAUACCCCACCUCAGACGCCACCCAAUAUGAAAGUGGCUACUCCGAAUGGGGUGAUCCAACCACCACCAGCCGGUUAUUGCCCAACUGGCAAUACCAACCCAACGAGCAACGGUAAUCCCAAUCAUUACGCAACGAGUCAUCCCGGUGCUGGCGGUUAUCUAUCCGCUACAUCUGGAUCAGCUGGUGGAGCCUCGACCUUUGCCUCGAGACUUCAAAGUUCACCGCACAAGGACUUCUCCCCGGCGGGACAAAACUCGAUUCUUCAUCAGCACCAAACCACUGCCAGUUUACCACCGACAGAAGCUACGACUGCGUUUAAACCUUUCUACAAAGGAUCACAAUCAAUGGGUAGUGGGUUCGUAUCGCCGGUCUAAGAAACAUCCAUAGAGAUCCAGGAAAAUCGUCGCUAUCUCUCAAGGCUUAGUAAAACGGGCGCCGAAAAGAGAGAAGAUGGACGGUACGAGGACGAAAAACAAAAUGGAAGUGAUCUAAGAGAUCCCUGAAUUUAUUCUCGUUAUCUUGCCACGAAUAAGAGGAAAAAGAAAGGAGGAAGGAAGGAAGGAAGGAAGGAAGGAAGGAUGGAAGGAAAGAAAGAAAGAAGACAGGGAAGGAAAGAGGAAAGGAAGGAGAAUUGAAGGAAACGGAAUCAGAAAGCUCGAUUUUCGGAUACAUAAAUCUACCCCUUGAUCUCCGCGAGGUGCAAGGAUUGGACUAUUCAGAGGAUGGAAGAAAGAGUGAGAGAGAGAGAGAGAGAGAGAGAGGGUUGGUACAGGCUUAGAGAAGAUUUAGGAAUUAGAGGAAUUACUUCGAAGUGCCUGCACGUGCACGAGUAAGCGAGAAAGAAGCAAUGAAGGAUAGAUCAGAAAGAAGAAGGACGAGAGAAGGGAGGGAGGGUUGGAAAGAGGGAAGGAGGGUAAAGAAUGGUGAACGUGAUAGAGCAAGGAUAUCAAGGUCAGAGAUAAUAUGUUUGCCGUUCUUGUUAAUCGCGCAUCGAAUCAUUGAUAAAAUUCACCUAUCUAUCUAUCUACCUACCUACUUGUCGACAUAAUUGUAAAUAUAGGAAAAAGAGAGAGAGAGAAAGAAGGAGAAGGGAUUGGAAAGAAGGUAAUUUGAGGAUUAAAGAAGGGAUUUUAUUUAGUUCGCUCUAAUUUUCGUUGAAAUCGUUAUCUCUUAUUAUCGGCCAUCACGAAGGAACAAUAUUAAAUCGAAAUACGGGCAACGUGCAAGUAUAUACCUAUACAUAAAUACAUACAUACAUACAUAACAACUUCGGAUAUUAUUAUUAUUAUUAUUAUUAUUAUUAUUAUUAUUAUUAUUAUUAUUAUUAUUAUUAUUAUUAUUAUUAUUAUCGAAAGGCGCCUAAGUCCGAACGGGCCAAAGAUCUUCGUUGAGACUCGACGAAUGUGUGUGUGUUUAUUACCAUAAGAGUGAGGAAGAAACAGAUUGACGAAACAGAAAGAUAUAGAAUGACAGAAAGAGAAAGAGAGAGAGAGACAGAGAGAGAGAGAAAUAAAGAAAAACGAAGGACGAGAUUAUCAUCGUAUUAUGCGAUUGUUGAUUACGAUUAAGGUGAUUAGAAAUUUUUCGAGCUUUCGUAAUAAUUUUUGAUCGACCAAGCCUCUCGUGGCAUCACCUUUCGAAGAACGGAGAUACCUGGACUACUGGCUACAACACUACUUCUACCGCUAACUAAAUACUACAACUACUACUACUACUACUACUACUACUACUACUACUACUACUACUACUACUACUACUACUACUACUACUACUACUACUACUACUGCUACUACACUACUACUACUACUACUACUACUACUACUACUACUACUACUACUAUUACCACUACUACUCUACUACUACUACUACUACUACUACUACCAACUACUACACUACUACUAUUACCUACCUACCUACUACGUACCUAGAUACCUGUUACUGGACUUUUAGGGCACGAAUGGAGGAACUUUCUUAUAAUAGUGUAAUUAUUUCAUUCGACUAUCACAUCGACUCCUUUUCGAACGAUCCACAGAUGAAUUAUAUAUAUAUAUAUAAUAUAUAUAUAUAUAUAUAUAUAUAUAUAUAUAUAUAUAUAUAUGUAUAUUGAUUACGAAUCAUGCAUACACGCGCGUAUACACAAAACGGUAUAUAUAUAUGUUUAUAUAUAUAUAUAUAUAUAUAUAUAUAUAUAUAUAUAAAAGUGGAGCAUAGAAGGGUGAAGUAUACGAACGCGACACACACGAGCGUCGAUUCUAUAUCGUAGAAUAUAUUUAUAAGGCUGUACUUAAAAAAAAAAAGGAAGGAAAAAAGAUUACUCUCGAAGAUGUCGCGAAUUUUCAUCGAGAUUAAAAAGCUCCUAACACACGUACACGUACACGCAUACACUCAUACAUAGCUACACACACAUACACACACUUUCGUGAAUUCCGCAAUCGCAGAGUAUACACGCUAAUGUCUUAUGUAGAUAAAAAUAAUUAGAGGAGGAUUCAUCGGGUGGAAUUUGAUGACGGUGGAAAGUGAAAGGGGGAGGGUGAAGAGAGAGGGAGAGAGGGAGAGAGAGGGAGAGAGAGAGAGAGAGAGAGAGAAGGUAGACGAUCACGAAUCGUUUAAUACGUUGCGACGAACGUUUUGUGCUCGGUGCACGAAAUUGUUGAUAUUUUUUUAUUAUAUGUAUUGUAUAAUGGUAAGGUUCUCUUUUUCAAAAAAAAAAAAAAAGAAUAAAAAAACGGACAAAAAAAGGAUAAAAAAAGAAAAAAGACAGGAAAGGAAGGAAGAAAGAUAGAAGAAGGGGUGAGAAAGAGAGAGAGAGAGAGAAAGAGUUCCGAUCACCAACGACGACACCGUCACAUAAAAAAAAAAAAAGGAAAAAAAAAGGAAAAAAUAUGAAAAAAUGAAAAAAGAAAAAAACAGCCCGUAGGGAUUAUUAUUAUUAACGAUCGUCGUCGAGUUUGUUUAACAAAAUAUAAUAAAGAAAAAAAAAGGAAAAUCGACUAUCAUUUUGUACUUUGGCAUAUACGAUAUAUAAUGCGAGCUAGAGAAAGAAAGAAAGAAAGAAAGAGAGAGAGAGAGAGAGAAAGAGAGAGAAAGAGAGAGAGAGAGAGAGAAAGAGAGAGAGAGAGAAAGAGAGAGAGAGAGAGAGAGAGAGAGAGAGAGAGAAUGUGAACGAACGUGAGAAUGAAAGAGAGAAAGAGAAAGAGAGAGUGAGAAGGAGAAAAUGUACGUACGUAAGAGAGAGAGAGAGAGAGAGAGAGAGAGAGAGAGAGAGAGAGAGAGAGAGAGAGAGAGAGAGAGAAAGAGAGAGAGA
Messenger RNA from Vespula vulgaris, 5950 nucleotides. Its product is annotated as homeobox protein araucan. Gene Ontology annotation, biological process: cell development; neuron differentiation; regulation of transcription by RNA polymerase II. Gene Ontology annotation, cellular component: nucleus. NCBI's taxonomy places the organism in Eukaryota, Metazoa, Arthropoda, Insecta, Hymenoptera, Vespidae. The transcript is spliced from 8 exons. The record is from RefSeq and is a predicted model, not a curated record. The coding region runs from base 1014 to 3020 and encodes 668 amino acids. Gene Ontology annotation, molecular function: DNA-binding transcription factor activity, RNA polymerase II-specific; RNA polymerase II cis-regulatory region sequence-specific DNA binding.